AUGACUGUCGAGAAAACAACGAAGAAAAAGACAUCGUCCAAGAAGACGAAGACAACUGGAACACCUCCGUCUUUUGUUGCAGAAGAAGAAAAGGACGACGCAAAAACUCCUACGAAAGAACAACACUUUUUACCAGAAGAAGAAGAACAACAACAACAGAUGAUGCCGAGUAGUGUCGUAAAAAAGUUACCCCAAAUAACCGUCGCGCGUUUGUUAAACGAAACUCAGUUAGGCGUCGCCAUGCACAAACGCAUCGUGAGACAAAUGACAGAAUUACGACACGUGAGCGGUAACGAGAAGUUCUUACAGGACGUGUGCACGUGCUUGUUGCACGUUUUAUUGGAAUACAAGAGAGACUUACACACGGAACGGGUGAUUCGAUUUAUAAUCGCAUUCACUUCACACCGAGAACCAGGCCACGAGGAGGAAGCGGACGAGUUUUGCGAAUCUUUGAUUCGGUUUUUGUUGAACGUCACCGCGGCGAAGGAUCGAGCGGUUCGGUUUCGAGCGUGUCAAAUGGUGGCGGGGAUUUUGAACGCGCUCGGACCAGAUGCGGAGAUUUCGGACGAUUUAUACGACCAGAUGGAAGAGACGAUGUUGGAAAGGUUGAGAGAUAACACGCCAGCGGUGAGAGCGCAAGCGGCGAGAGCGUUAUCGAGAUUGCAAGAUGGCGGGGAAGACGCGGAUUUCAGCAACAGCGAAAUUACCACGGCGUUUAUCGAGUUGAUCGGAGGCGAGAAGAAUAAAGACGCGAGGAAAGCUAUUCUAGGCGCGUUGGCGAUUUCUGAUCACACGAUUUCCGUGGUCGUGGAGAGAACGAGAGACAUUUCCGAGGAAGUGAGACGCAUCGCGUUUUUGGCGUUGGCCGCGAAGGUUCCGGUGGAAUCCGUCUCGAUCGAACAUCGCGCGUUGGUAUUGAGAAGAGGCUUGAAUGAUCGAUCGAUUUCAGUGAGAUCGGCAUGCGUUGACAUGCUCAAGAAGUGGAUGUCCUCGAGCGUGUGUGAGAACGACCCGAUUAAGUUGUUGAAAUUACUCGACGCGGAGUCGCACCCGAACGUUUCGGAGAUGGCGUUGAAGACGUUGAUUGAAACGAAGACGGUGAAAGCGAUGGCGUACGCGACCAAGGAGAAGAGCGAAACGAGCGGGUUGCGUAGAUUCUUUCUCAAGAAAUCAGAAGAAGAAGAAGAAGAAGAGAAAGUAAGUGUGGUUGAGCUCUUUUCGCCGGAAGAGGCGUUGUUCUGGCGCGUCAUCGUCGAAGCGCUCGCGAACCAAACGUCGAGUUCAGGGAAGGACACGUCUCUCGCCGUCGGUCAAGCGCGCGCGGUGCUCCAAGCCGAAACCGAAGAAGUCGAAGAUGCUUUGGAUCAGUGCUUGCCAGAAUCCUCGAUGGAUUUGCUCCGCGCCAUUUCUAUGCACGCCGACGGGAAAACAACGUCCUCGGUCUUUGCGGCGAGACAGUUGAUGAUGACGUUGAACUGCUCGGAUAUGAACGACGGCGCCUUGCGAAGAGGCGCCGCGACGCUCGUCUACGAACGAUUGAGAUCGAUUGGCGACUUAAACGACGAAAACGACGUUUCGUGUUACGCGCGAGGUGGUGACGGCGAGUGGGAAAAGCAGUUGAUUGACUUGGCGAAGCGCGUGCACGACGACAACGAACACGUCGCCGUCGUCUUGGGCGCCUGCGACAGUCUUCGAGGCACCGUUACCGAUGAAGAGAACAACAACAAAAACGACGACGACGUAAACGACGACACCAACGUCUACGCUGAAACGCAAGCGCUCUUCAUCGCCUCUUCGCUCUUUGAAACGGCGAAUAACUCGUCGUCAUCCAAGCUUCCCGCGCACGCGACUGAAGCUGUCAUGCAGUCGCUCGUUCGACCGGCUGUCGCGCACGCGUCCGCCGGCGUUCGUCGCGAAGGUAUCAAGUUACUCGGAUUACUGUUAAUGUGUGGAACGAACGCAUUGACGGAAGAAACGGUGCAAAUCUUGCGUACGGCUGCUGAUGUUGAUCCAUCGGAGCCGGUUAAGUGCAUGGCGUUGCGCGCGCUCGGUGAUGCCGCCAUGUUAUACGGACCGAAAGCGUUGGAUGCGAGACGAGAUAUGCCGGUGCCAAAGAAGGGCAUUCACGUCCGCUUUGACGACGACGACGACGACGACGAAAGAGAAGAGGAUGAGAAAGAAAAAGAGAAUAACGACGAUGCCGACGCCGACGCCGACGGCGAAGAAAAUGAAACCGCCGGGUACCAGCUCACGUUGGAAAAGCAACUUCUUCGAAUCAUCGAGUCGGCGUGUGAACCGUUUGAAAACCCGAAGGAUAAAACGGAUCUGGAAGAACUGGACGCCGAAAACAUCGACGCGAUGAAUGAAGCGGCGUUUACUGAAUCUGAGAACUCCGCGCAAACCAUCGCGUGCGAAACGCUCGCGAAACUCGCUUUGAGAAGAGGGUACUACGCCUUUGAGCAACCGUCUUUGGUCAUCUCGACGCUCUUGGGCGCCAUCUUUGCGUGCAACGCGCAAGAAACGCCCAGAUUGGCGCAAUGUCUCGCGGUAUUUUUCCCAGCCAUCGCGUCUGCACCAGAUGCAAAGGUCAGAGCGUGCUUGAUCGAUGCCGUGUUACCGUCGUUGAGAAUGGCGAGUCAAAAGAAGGGCGUCGCGAAAGUUGCCGCCUUUCUGACGUCUCUCUUAGAACUCGAGACGGGAAUAUCGUCGUCAUCCAACCACAAAGAAGGAGGAGAUGAAGCAUCGAACAGCGAUACCGACAAGAACAAGAAUUUGGAUGGUGUUAUCGAACGAUCUGAUGCCGGUGAAGCCGAACUCGUUCGAUCGCUUUCGAUUGAAAUCUUGGCGUUGAACGCGAAACCGUUCGGCACCGGCGUCGCCGGAGCGCAAGUCAAGGCGUACCACGCCGCCAUCUCCAGGGUCUUGUCUAGAGUACCGAUUCCGGAUGUAAAAUCAAUGUUAACAUCUCAACCAAACGAUGGUAGUGCCGUUAAUGGAAGCAUUGUUUCCGAGGAGACGAAGCAACGCGUUACUUUGCAAUUGUCCGAAGCGUUCGUCGCGAUGAAGAUGGCGACGAAGAAAUGUCCGAAGGAGAAAAUCGCCUUGAAAGAUAUCAACAUUGCGAAAGAUAGAAUUCACGAUUCGUUGGGCGUUUCCUCCUCGUCUUCUAGUAACAGUAACAACAUCAACAACGACAACGAAGAAGGUGAAGACGAAGUGGAAACCUUGUUUAACGAAGACUUACAGUUCGCGGAGUACGCAGAAGGCGUCGAAAAGUACGCGAGCGAGUUAUCGCAAAGCGAAGACUUACCAUUCUACGAUCGUAAAGGACCAAAAGUAUCAAAACUAAAAGAAAAAGUCAUGGCAGCACCGGCGCGAGAGCGGUCUAAACGAGCCGCAGCACAAGUUGCGUCCGAAAAAUGGGUCGAGGACGAUUUGAACGUGCCGUUGGCGAAGGUGACUCCUCAACCGACGCGUUCGUCUCGACGCCGAGAAGCGUUGCAGGAGUUCAACGAAUAA
Messenger RNA from Bathycoccus prasinos, 3519 nucleotides. RefSeq lists its product with no specific name. Gene Ontology annotation, cellular component: condensed chromosome; condensin complex. Gene Ontology annotation, biological process: mitotic chromosome condensation. NCBI's taxonomy places the organism in Eukaryota, Viridiplantae, Chlorophyta, Mamiellophyceae, Mamiellales, Bathycoccaceae. The coding region runs from base 1 to 3519 and encodes 1172 amino acids. The transcript has 2 exons. The record is from RefSeq and is a predicted model, not a curated record.